Cynoglossus semilaevis (tongue sole) is the source of this 416-nucleotide messenger RNA. RefSeq names its product solute carrier family 45 member 4-like. Lineage: Eukaryota; Metazoa; Chordata; Actinopteri; Pleuronectiformes; Cynoglossidae. The record is from RefSeq and is a predicted model, not a curated record. Gene Ontology annotation, molecular function: sucrose:proton symporter activity. The transcript has 2 exons. Bases 19 to 399 code for a protein of 126 amino acids. Gene Ontology annotation, cellular component: membrane.
UCUUCCUUAGGUUUGUCAAUGGGCGACGAGCAAGGGCGACAACCCAUCGGCAUCGUCCUCACCGUACUGGGAGUCGUGGUGUUGGACUUCUGUGCGGAUGCCAACGAGGCACCAAUCAGAGCGUAUUUGCUGGACGUGGCAGACGCAGAGGAGCAGGACAUGGCGAUCAACAUCCAUGCAGCCUCAGCAGGUCUCGGUGGUGCACUGGGCUACGCUUUGGGAGGUCUGGACUGGACACACACGUUCCUCGGACAAGCCUUCCAAUCCCAGGAGCAGAUCCUGUUCUUCUUCGCCGCUGUCCUGUUCAGCGUGUCUGUCGUGUUACAUCUCUUCAGCAUAGAGGAACAGCAGUACUCACCGCAAAACGACAGAAUCGACCAGGUACUUUAUGUCUGCUGAUAUUUAGAUCCAACCCA